Messenger RNA from Nezara viridula (southern green stink bug), 384 nucleotides. NCBI's taxonomy places the organism in Eukaryota, Metazoa, Arthropoda, Insecta, Hemiptera, Pentatomidae. The record is from the annotation of a GenBank genome assembly.
AUGAGCAGCUGCUACCUGACAUCGGACGCGGUGGGGAUGGUCCCUUUGAAGGUUGUGAAAGACGAGAGUUUGUGGAUCCUCUUUGAACAGGGCCUCCCAGUCUUCUUCCUCUCCGCUUGUGGUGUUUGGUUAGCCCGGUUCGAAGUCCUGACCUACCUCAAAUCCCAGGGAUUCUCGCCAAAGAUAGUCCACCCCCCAAAGACACCCCUUCCCCCCCAGGGAGCGCCUGGAAGGUUCUCCUGGCCAAGGACAGGAGUCCUGCGGCUUUCUCCUCUUCCUGCGAGGACCGUUAACGCUUCCGUUCCUGGCACCGCCUGGCGUCCUCAGGAUUCGCCAAUACCUAGCUAUACAAAACGAUUAUUAUUUAACCGGAAUGUUAAAUAA